Molecule: messenger RNA, 1848 nt
Organism: Penicillium cosmopolitanum
Lineage: Eukaryota; Fungi; Ascomycota; Eurotiomycetes; Eurotiales; Aspergillaceae
Product: putative nonsense-mediated mRNA decay protein Upf3
Exons: 1
Coding region: 1-1848 (615 amino acids)
Biological process (GO): positive regulation of translation; nuclear-transcribed mRNA catabolic process, nonsense-mediated decay
Cellular component (GO): nucleolus; cytoplasm
Molecular function (GO): mRNA binding
Source: RefSeq, a predicted model, not a curated record
AUGACACAGUCCGGCAAGGCCACAGCCGGCGUGCUGCAGAUCCCAGCAACGGCCACUCAGAAAUCCGGAUCCACGAAGAAGACUCCCAAACCCCCCGCCCCACGGCUCAAGCUACUCAUUCGUCGCCUGCCGCCAGGACUGACUCAGGUCGAGCUUGAAACCGCUCUAGGCGACGAAUGGAAGACAGGUGCCGGCAAGGUCGACUGGCUUCAAUACAAGCCCGGCAAGGUUUCGAAGGAGUUAGUCACUAUGACCAUGACUAUCACGAUGAAUAUACAACAAGAACUAACCAAAGCACCUCUUUUCUACAGCCCUGCCAAACCAUCCCGUCCCUCUAGAGCAUACCUUCAUCUCACCUCGAACGAACAUGUCACCCCACUCUCGGAUCGCGUCCGACAGACCUCAUUCCAGGAUGCCCGCCACACAUCCAACGAUCCAGUACUCCUGGGACCGCCAUCCCUCGAGUUUGCGCCAUACGCAAAAACCCCCAGCCACAGAAUCCGCAAGGACGCCCGCCAGGGCACGAUCGACCAAGACCCAGAUUUCAUCGCCUUCCUCGAAAGCCUCACCCAGCCGAUCGCCAAACCCGCCCCCGUGGACUCGACCGAGAACGAGGAGAAGAAGGCAGCAAUUCUAACAACCCCUCUGGUUCAAUAUAUCAAGGACAAAAAGGCCAGCAAGGCCAAGGAAAGCGCAAGCUCAAAGUCCAAGCACGGCCGCGGAGAGAAAGAGUCCAAGCAAGAAAAGGUUCAAGCAAAGAAGCUCCUCCAACGACCCGACAAGGAAGCCGCCACAACUACAACAUCCGAGAAAAAGGCCAAAGGCGACAAGGUGGGCAAGGAAUCCAGCAAAGCAGCGAAGCAGGCUACAACUACGACAAAAUCCGGAAAAGCAAGUGCUACAACCACACCAAAGGAGUCUACAAAUGCCACAGGACCCGAACGAAAGCGAGAACGAGGCAAUGUCGCCGCAGCAGCUAAGAUCUUGCAGCGGGAUCUUGGACUCUCGUCUGCUUCUGGAACCGGGGGCCGACGGCGCGGGAAGGGUGGAUCGACCGAGGCUGGCACGCCGAAGAAUGAGAGCUCGCGCGAUUCGUCCGUGCCUGGACCUGGACCUGCUGCGGAGGGAAGCAAGAAGGAAACGAACAAGUCUGGCAAAAACGCAGCCAAGGCCAAGGACGCCGCAAAGGACACCGCAAAGGAAGCCGAAGCUUCGUCCCGAACCUCGGAAGCCCAACCUCCUCCCUCCACCGCGAAUGCCAAUACCAGUACCAACAAUGCGCCCGCGAAACAAGCCAAGGGCGCCAAAGGAAAACCCGCUGCCAACCCCGCACCGACCGCAACACAGGCCUUCCUCAAACAUGCCAAUCCGUCGCAGGGUGUGACGGAGCCACUCUUGGAAGAGGCAUUUGGGGUCUUUGGAUCGGUGGCCAGGGUGGAAAUUGAUAAGAAGAAGGGAUUCGGGUAUGUGGAUUUUGCGGAGCCGGAGGGGCUACAGAAGGCGAUGGCUGCUAGUCCAGUGACGGUGGGACAGAGCCAGGUGGUCGUGCUCGAGCGCAAGGCGAAUCCCGGGGGAGAGAAGACACGAAAGGGGCGAGGAGAGGGUGCAACCAAGAAGGAUGCCGGUGGUGGAAAGGACGUCGGUGGAAAGGAUGGUCCUGUCAAGGAUGUACCUGUAAAGGACGGUGCUGGUGCUGGUUCUGGGAAUACAGGCUCGUCGCGCGGAUCGCGCGGUGGACGAGGCAAUCGCAACAAAGCCAAGGGCGAUGGCAAGGGGGAGGGUAAGCGAGAAGCGAAAGGAGAGAAAGGAGAGAAAGGAGCAGAGAAGAGCGUGAAACCGAGCGAGUAA